This is a messenger RNA of Drosophila kikkawai, 3036 nucleotides long. RefSeq names its product Vacuolar H[+] ATPase 100kD subunit 3 (gene Vha100-3). Gene Ontology annotation, molecular function: proton-transporting ATPase activity, rotational mechanism; ATPase binding. Lineage: Eukaryota; Metazoa; Arthropoda; Insecta; Diptera; Drosophilidae. The record is from RefSeq and is a predicted model, not a curated record. Gene Ontology annotation, biological process: proton transmembrane transport; vacuolar acidification. Gene Ontology annotation, cellular component: vacuolar proton-transporting V-type ATPase, V0 domain; vacuolar proton-transporting V-type ATPase complex; plasma membrane.
UCUAAAUACAAAUUUCACGCAAUCAAAAAAUCACAAAAACUAUAUAUCUUUAAAUCAGAUUCGGUCAUACUUUCCUAACAUUCACACACAUUUAUUUUUGAUAAUUUUACCAACUUGCCUGCAAUUUAUACGCUAAACUCCUACCACAAUGGGCAAGAAAUUGAAAUUACCGAAGCAGGCAAAGGUCAAGUCCUUCUUUCGCAGCGAGGACAUGGAACUGUGCCAGCUGCUCCUGCACGUGGACAAUGCCUUCGACUGCCUAAUGGAGCUGGGUCACCAUGGCAUGGUGCAGUUCAACAAUAUUUACGACGAGGACCGGCUGCUAAACAAUCUCUACACGAAGAAGGUAGUCCAGUGCCAUGAGUAUCUGCGUCUGGUGGAUAGCCUGCACCAGCAGAUCAUCCAGCUAAAUGUUAAUGAAAUCUUCUAUCCGAAUGUGGAUCGUGAGGAUCGGAUGCGGGAGCGGGAUCUGCGUAAGUACGAGGACAGUUUGCGGCGCCUCCACUUGGAGGCCUCCACAGUGAUGGAGCACUAUCAGCGGAUGGACACACGGCGGUAUCGGAUGAUGGAGCAAUGCUUUGCCAUCACCAAGGCAAACAAGUUCAUGACCGCGGACAGGGGCAGCGAGCUGCUGUACUCGGAGAGCACCAUUGGGGGCCUGGUGCAGGAUGCUUCAGUGGGGAACAACCAUGUCCAGUAUGGCUCUCAGCUCAGUUACUUGUUGGGAACCAUACGGGCGGAAAAGUUCCAUAGCUUUGAGCUGCUCGUUUACCGGAUGUGCUCCUUCAAUGUGGUCAUGCGGUUUGCCGAAAUGCCCAAACCCAUCAUGGUGUAUACUUCGAGGGAGCCGGAAAAGGUGCGCAUGUUUACAGUUCUGAUGAUGUCCAGCUCCUCGACGAUUUGGCACAAGGUCCUCAAGAUCUGUGCCCAAUAUCAAGUGCAUAUACACGAUUGUCCCUCAUCCGCCAAUCAGCGUACGGCUCGGAUCAAGGAGCUGACCCAGGAGAUCAGGAACAUCGAGAGAGUGCUCAAGGAGGCGGAGUUGAUGCGCCGGCAGGUCCUCGAGAUUGCCGCCCGGGAUCUCUUCAUAGUCCGCGUCAAUCUGCGCAAGGCCCUGCGAGUCUAUGACCUGAUGAACCGCCUCCGUUUGGUGGGUGGCGUCUACGAGGCCAAGUAUCUGCUGGCCGAGGUCUACCUGCCAGUCUCAGAGUUGGCCAACGUGCGGGAUACCCUCGUGAAUGCGAACAGAUUGAGUGGAGGGGCAGACCGGAAAAUAUCAAUCACAGAUGAUAAGGAAGAAGUUAAUGGUAAUGCCCCGCCUUUGGAUGAAUCUGCUCCAGCAGAAAAUAAGCAAGCCAACAAUAAUGCCCCGCCACCUUUGAAUGAAACCGCUUCAGGAGAUAGAAACUCCCAGAGGGUAGAUCCAAUGGAAACCUUAAAUUUUACCACUCGCCCCAUUAUGAUGAAGAAGACACGCACGGUGAACCACAUGCCGCCCACGUUCUUUCGGCUCAACAAGUUUACCAGGGGCUUUCAGGCCCUGAUCGAUGCCUAUGGCAAUGCGGACUACCAGGAGCUGAAUCCUGCUCCAUACACCAUCAUCACGUUUCCCUUUCUGUUUGCCGUUAUGUUCGGGGACAUGGGGCACGGCAUCCUGUUGAUUUUGUUUGCCUUGCUGAUGAUUUGGAGGGCCAAGCAAAUCGAAAUCGAGCAGGUAAGUGCCGUGUCAGAAAAUGAAAUAAUGAACAUUCUAUUCGCCGGCCGCUACAUCAUCCUGCUAAUGGGCAUCUUCUCCGUCUACAUGGGCUUCAUCUACAACAUUGUACUGUCCAAGAGCAUGAACCUGUUCGGCUCCAGCUGGAGCUGUCGCUACAAUGCCACCACCGUGAGCGAAAGCAUUGUCGAGCUGUCCUUCGAUCCAUCGAGCAAAAAUUUCUACACGGGCAACCCGUAUCCCAUUGGCAUGGAUCCCGUGUGGGUGGUAUGCGGCCAGGUCUCUAUUACCACCACCAACUCGCUGAAAAUGAAGAUGGCCAUCAUCCUGGGCGUUAGCCAGAUGAUGUUCGGCCUGUGCCUGUCCGCCGCCAAUUGUGUGCUGCUCAAGAAGUAUGCAGACCUGCUGCUGGUGGUGGUGCCCCAGAUGAUCUUCCUGGUGUGCCUGUUCUGCUACCUUUGCUUCCUCAUCUUCUUUAAGUGGUUGACCUACGGCGGACUUAAGGAGCAUCCAUAUACCUCAUCCUGUGCUCCCUCCGUCCUCAUAACUUUCAUCAACAUGAUGCUGAUGAAGAAGGAGUCGCCAAAUGGAGAUUGUCCCGAUGGUAUGUUUCCCGGCGAGCGGACGGUGGAGUACGUCCUGGUCAUACUGGCCUUGCUUGCUGUACCCGUCCUGCUGGCGGGAAAGCCGCUAUAUAUUAUGCGCAAGAGGAAGAAGGCAAAGGUCGAGGAGGAGAAGAUACUGGCCGAGGAGCGGAGGGGAAAGGCUACAAGGCAGCCGGUCAAGGUGAUGCGCUCCGAGAUCAGGUACUACUUCGAUGAGACCGUUAGCACGGAGGUUUUCAAAGAUCGUUCCUAUGACCAAGAGGAUGAGCUGGAAAUGUCUGAGAUCUGGAUACAUUCAUGCAUUCAUACCAUUGAAACGGUUCUGGGUUCCAUUUCCCACACGGCAUCCUAUUUGCGUCUUUGGGCUCUUUCUUUGGCCCACGAUCAGCUUUCCGAAGUCCUGUGGCACAUGAUUCUGUCGAAGGGAUUGGCCAACAAUAUGCCCCUCUACUAUGGCGUACCCAUCCUCAUGGCCACCUUCUUCUUUUGGGCCACACUCACGGUGGCCAUCCUGCUGAUGAUGGAGGGACUGAGCGCCUUUCUGCACACCCUGCGCCUCCACUGGGUGGAGUUUCAGUCCAAGUUCUUUAACGGCUCCGGCGAGAUCUUCAGGCCGUUCAGCUUUCCGCCCUCCAAUCACAGGAGUUGACUUUAUAUAUGUUUCCUUUUUUGUGAAUAGUUUCUUUAGCAUAAUAAUUUUAAUAAAUAAAAAAUGUA